Dichotomopilus funicola is the source of this 324-nucleotide messenger RNA. RefSeq lists its product as uncharacterized. The transcript has 2 exons. Bases 1 to 324 code for a protein of 107 amino acids. Lineage: Eukaryota; Fungi; Ascomycota; Sordariomycetes; Sordariales; Chaetomiaceae. The record is from RefSeq and is a predicted model, not a curated record.
AUGGCGACUUCCCAUUUGAAACGAUACAACACCACCAUCAAAGGUAAGGUCCCGGCCGCAUCAGCUGCCAAAAUAAACGCCAGUCCAUCCACCCCACCAUCCACCCGGCAGAUCGUCCAGGACUGCUCCCGGCGGUCUCAGAUCAUUCCCCUCGAUUGCGUCAAUAUCGAGGUUUCCAAUUUCCCUGCGCGGUUUCACCAGCGGCCAGAGAUUCUCGGUACUACUGUGAUGCCCGUCGACUACUCCCGCCCGGUAGACCAUGUCAUGCGGUAUACUCUCGCUGGGGUAGCCUGGCACUUCGGCCUAGACGGUCUCGAGAUCUAA